AUGGCGGAAUCAUCAAGCUCCGGGCUCCACCGCAUGCUGGACUCCAUUGGGAAAUGCGCGAGACGUUCGGGUUUUCGCGAGUGGAAGACCAAGCUUCGACAAGCAAUCAUCCUCCACGCUUCGGAGCUUCUCCCCGUCCUCAACGGAAACGCGCGUCCUUCGGCGACCGCGGCGAACGCGGAGGAUGUGGCCGCGUGGGACAAGGCCAACGGUCGCCUUGACAUUGGGGAUGGGACGGCGGUCGGGAGAGCUCUCAACGAGCGUUUCGAUGCUCAAACCCAGGAAGCUCGGCGUGCGUGUUACAACGAGCUGUUCAACCUGCGACACCUUGCGGGCGGUGAUCCCAUCGAGUUCUUCACAAAGGGGUGGGAUCUCAAGCUUCGCCUUAAGGUGCUGGAGGAGGAAGUAUCGGACCCAGUCUACCUGGACAUCAUGCUCUCAGGCCUGACCAAGGCUCCGGAGUUCAACUUCAUCAGGGAGAUGCACUACCGUGACAAUAUUACUUCAGUAGACAUUCUCCAGGCGACGGCUAACCGCUUUCUUGUGGAUCAGCAGUCGCGCAACGCGUCGGGCCCCGUGGUCUCGGGCCGGGGGACUUCGAUGGCGGUCGCUUCCGACACCAACCAGUGCCGCCGAUGCAAGGCGCACGGACACUUCCAGCGCGAUUGUCCCCAACAGGGCCAAAAGAGCCGUCCUAAGCAGGGCAAGAAGAAGGGAGCCAACAAGCGAGGAAGUGGUGGGAGUGCACAGCCAAAGUGGGCCAAAAGAGCCGUCCUAAGCAGGGCAAGAAGAAGGGAGCCAACAAGCGAGGAAGUGGUGGGAGUGCACAGCCAAAGUGGUGCACCUACCACAACACCAAGACACAGCGAUGCUGAGUGCCAGAAGCAAAAGGAGAUGCAGGAAAACAAGCAAAAGGAGCUUGAAAGGUUGGCGGCUAACCUGGCGCUCCUGCAGUCAGCUGGCCAUGCCAACUUUCUGCAAUUCUCCAAUAUCGGGAGUGCUCACCUGGCGCAAUCGUCUCCGGCGGUGGCGCAACAUGCUCCGUCAGAGCCGACUUCGUUCGGGUUGGAGUCGGGGGACGUGGCUAUCCCCAUGCAGACCCUCGGGGUGGACACCACGACCGGAAAACGCAAAUACUCCAUCGAGGUGAACCUCGAGGGUGAACCUGGGGGGCCGACGGUCCUCGAAGACGCCCCUGAUGCCCUCGCCUUGAAGGUGGAGUCCGCUGAUCUCUGGCACCGGCGCAUGGGGCACAUCAAUGGCAAGAGCUCGGACGUUCUACGGAAAGAACCGGUCAACGGCGUGGACUACAUCGGAGACUUGAAGGACUGCGCCUACGGCGUCCUGCGCCCGUUCCAGAACGUUUCCGUCGACACCCUUGGCCCCUUCAAACCUACAGCGUUGGGCGGAUUCAAGUACGCCACCAAGUUCGUGGACCAGCAGACCAAGUGGGUGGAUAUAGUUCUCAUGAAGGACAGGACCUGUUCUGCAGACUCCCUCGCGUUGUUCAACAAAGGGACCGUGGUUCCUAACGGCGAACGCAUUCAUUGCCUGCUGUCACCAGGGAGGAAGCGGACAAAGUCCAAGUGGGUGUUCAAGCGUAAGGAAGACGGCUCCUUCAAGGGGCGUCUAGUGGCGCAAGGCUGGAACCAAGUGCCUGGACUGGACUGCGGCAGCACCUACGCUCCGGUGUGCAGGUUACAGAGCAUUCGGAUGUUGGCGUGCAUAGCCGUGCAAUUCAACCUGGAGUUGGAUCAAAUGGACGUGUCCACAGCCUUCCUCUACGCUGACAUCCUGGAGAAGUUGUUCGUCGAACAGCCACUUGGCUUCGAGGUCAGGGACAACGAUGGAGGUGAUCUAGUGAUGCAGCUACAAAAGAGCCUCUACGGGCUGGCCCAAAGCCCCAGAAACUGGUUCCACACCAUCGACCCUUUCCUUGUUGAGAUAGGUUUCGUUCCGCUCAAGUUCAAGAUGACAGACAUGGGCGAGGUGAAACUUGUCUUGGGCAUGGAAACUAAGAGGGAACGCAACCAAGGUACACUGACGAUUUCCCAGGAAGCAUACAGCAAGUCCAUCUUAGAGAGGUUUGGGAUGUCGGAAUGCAAACCGACCAGCACGCCUGGCUACGGUUCGGAGCUCUCCAACAAGCAACCAGAGGACACUCUGCUAGGCGAGGAGGAAACGCGACCUUAUCAGGGCAUCGUGGGGUGCCUGAUGUACAUCGCUCAAUUGCUCCGCUACGACAUCAUGUACGCUACGAGCCAACUUGCCCGCCCAAUGGCGAAACCCAGCAAGAUCCACAUGAUGGCAGCUAAACACACUCUUCGCUAUGUGGCUGGAAGCACGGACUUCAGAAUCACCUUCAAGAGUUGA
Molecule: messenger RNA, 2373 nt
Organism: Ectocarpus sp. CCAP 1310/34
Lineage: Eukaryota; Phaeophyceae; Ectocarpales; Ectocarpaceae
Source: the annotation of a GenBank genome assembly